GUUUUUAUUCCACUGUCUUGCACUCGACCACUUUAUUACUCCAGUUAACUUAUCAACCUAUACAAAGGAGUCAUGUCGGAAUUCGAUGCUGAUAUCUAUGGUGACCUAUAUGGUGCCGACGUAACUGGACAAUCCCCAGUAGAGGAGACACAAUCACCCGCAGCAACUACGAAAACAGAAACAGCUGAGGUAGCAUCGACCCAAAUUCCGAAACCUAUCGUAAAGUCAGUCGAACCUAGCAAACUCGAACCCGGAACGACUCCAGUGUCAAUGACAUCUACGCACCAUAUACCCACCUAUGAAGAACCCUCAGAGAGCCGAUUUCCACGUACAGUUGGUGGCUACCAGAACAAUCCAAACAGUAGCUCGAGGCCUACCGAGUUGAAAGAAGACGGGAAAAUGUUCAUCGGAGGGCUCAAUUGGGACACAACCGAUGAAGGACUACGAGACUAUUUCUCCCAGUUUGGGGUAGUGGAUGCGUGCUCCAUCAUGCGAGACCCAGCCGGAAGAUCACGAUGUUUCGCUUUCCUAACCUUCCGAGACUCAGAAAGUGUCGACAAAGUCGUAGCCCAGUACGAACACAUUGUGGAUGGGAAAAUCAUUGACCCAAAGCGAGCCAUACCCCGCCACGAACACCAAAAAGCGACAAAGCUCUUUAUCGGCGGUUUACCGGGAACCAUCAACUCUGAAUCAAUGAGAGAGUUUUUCUCGCAGUAUGGCAAAGUGGUUGAAUCGACCGUUAUGUUAGACCAACAGACAGGAAGAAGUAAAGGGUUUGGGUUCGUAUCAUUCGAAGAUACGGAUGUCAAGCCGUUUUUAGGGUUUGGAAACUUGGCCAUCGACGGGAAACUCAUUGAUGUCAAAUUAGCCCAACCGCGUUAUCAACGAGAGGCAAACGAACAAGAGGGUGGUGGUGGUGGUGGUGGCAACUAUAACAACAACAACGUCAAUCGUGUCGCGGGUAAUGGCGCAGGGAUGGCAGGUGCCUUUGGUGGCGGCUUCAGUAAUACAGGCGGUAAUCUUGCAGGCGUCGGAGGGGGAGGACAAGGAAAUGCACCUUUUGACCCGCAGGCACUGGCUGCUCUUUACACACGGAUGUUCCAGAUGGCGAAUGGAAAUGUGAACAUGAUGAGUAGUAUGAAUCCUCAGAUGGCAAUGAUGGGGAAUGGCGGGAUGGGUGCUGGAAUGAUGGGCAAUAUGGGCAUGGGCACUGGCAUGGGUGGGGGAAUGGGUGGUGCUGUGAUGGGUGGUGCUGGGGUGGGCGGUGCUGGGGUAGGGGGUGUUGGUGGUGCUGCAAUGGGCAGAGGUGGUAUGAUGGGUCAACCUGGCGCUCAAGUUCCUAGAGGUCCAAGAGGAGGCCCACCGAGUGGUGGCGGCCCUCAACGAGUGGGACAGCGGGGACAUCACGGAUACCAUCCUUACUCCCGAUGA
Molecule: messenger RNA, 1431 nt
Organism: Marasmius oreades (fairy-ring Marasmius)
Lineage: Eukaryota; Fungi; Basidiomycota; Agaricomycetes; Agaricales; Marasmiaceae
Exons: 6
Coding region: 73-1431 (452 amino acids)
Molecular function (GO): RNA binding
Source: RefSeq, a predicted model, not a curated record